This is a messenger RNA of Plasmodium vivax (malaria parasite P. vivax), 2304 nucleotides long. RefSeq lists its product as hypothetical. The coding region runs from base 1 to 2304 and encodes 767 amino acids. Lineage: Eukaryota; Apicomplexa; Aconoidasida; Haemosporida; Plasmodiidae. Gene Ontology annotation, cellular component: SCF ubiquitin ligase complex. The transcript has 4 exons. Gene Ontology annotation, biological process: SCF-dependent proteasomal ubiquitin-dependent protein catabolic process. The record is from RefSeq and is a predicted model, not a curated record.
AUGAAUGAGAAGAAGCAACCCAGCAUAGCCAACCUGUUCGCGGCGAACAGGGAUGGCGGCGGGAGGGGGAACCAAAACAGCGGGGGGGGCGGUGGAGACGACAAAAGGGUUAUCAUAGACCGGGAGAAGAAGCAGUCCAUCUGGUCGCUGUUCACCCAGGUGGAUGCGUCCGGGGGGGGUGCACGGAAAAGGAGCGAAGGUGGGGAUGAUGGUGGUGGAGAAAGCCCCCCUGCAGACGUGUUUUUCACCCCGAGAAAUGCGCCGCGGGGGGGGGCCGACAAGGGGGCAAACCGCCACGCGGGUGGUCACUCUGCUAGUCACUCUGCUAGUCACUCUGCUAGUCACUCUGCUAGUCACUCUGCUAGUCACUCUGCUAAUCAAUCUGCUAAUCAACCUGCCAACCGCGCCGUUACCCACGGGGCCAAGCAGGGGCUGUUCAAAAACGUGCAAGAAAAUCAGGACAUCAGAAAAGAAAUAGAAAACAUAACGAGCAGCUUCAAACGGAAGAACAACAUUUUACUGGGGGACAAAACGGACGACAGUGUGCUGAGCAGCAUCCUCUCGAGGAAGAGGACAAAAAUGAACGUCGAGGGGAGGGAGGUAGCUCCGUGCUUCACCCCCCCCGCGGGAGGCUCCUGCGCGUCCUACAACGCAUACAAGGAGUUCUUCGCAAAGGGGGCCUCUAGCCAAGGUGGGACGGGCGAAACGAAGGUGAUCGAUAAGAAGACGCUCCUGGAUGAUUUGGCGGCGAACAGAACGAGGCACCAAAUUGAGGGCGACAAUGUGGUGAGUCGCAUGAAGGGGGGGAGCGAAGCGAGUCAAACGAGCCAGGUGAAGGGGACAAACCAGACGAGUGCCGCCAACCAUGCGAGCGCCGCCAACCUUGCGAGCGCCGCCAACCAUGCGAAGGGCGCAAGGGAGGAACGCCCCCCACACACGUGCGUGCUGAAGAAGAAGAACGUGUGCGUCCCCGUAAACGUAGUGAACGAGCACAACCAGCAAAACGUUAUUAAAAUGAGAAAGGCACACCAAAAAAUUUUUAAAAAGGACACCUUCGACCUCUUUCACCACCUGGGAGACGACCUAUUCAGGCACAUCGUCUCGAACGUGAAAAGUAAAAAAAACCUCCUCCUCCUAAACAAACGAUUUAGAGACAUGGUCCGUUGCCUCAGAGUGAAACUCAUUUACGAUGGGACAUUAAAAAAUACAAUUCCUCCAGAGAGCAUUAUAAAAACGAUGUAUACGUCCGACAAGCUGCAAGUGCUGGACCUUUCAGGAUGCUCUCAUCUCUCCUCUCACCAUUUUAAUUUACUAUGCAAUUCUAAUAAUAUAAAAUUUGAUAGGACCUUAAAAAUACUAUGCCUAAAUGGAUGUACCAAACUUACCGAUUCCAGUUUGAAGGUACUUCUCCAUCGCUUUAAGUGCCUCUCCAUUGUGGAUCUUCGUAACUGCUAUAAGAUCAGUCAUGAUGGGAUCUACCCCUUGAAAUUUAAAAGCGCCUUGGUGAAAUUGUACCUUGGGAAUACCUCCUCCUCUACGGUCUCUAAUUACCAUUCUGAUGAUACCCUCCGUGUACUCUUCAGCUGUGUGCCUCCUGCAUCGGGGGAAUCUACCGCUCAUAGGGUAACUCCCCAGGGUGGUGAGAUGGAUGUGCAGAUCGACACCCCACUGAAGCUACUCUCCUGCUUCGAAAUCACCAAUGCGAAGCAACUCAGCGAUAUUUCGUACCUCUAUAUAAUUUCUAAAAACCUUAAGGUGCUUAACCUCCGGGGGUGCAACGUUGAUGAUAGGGCGGCCAUCUUCUUCAAAUGCCUCACCAACCUCAUCGCUUUGAACGUAGCAGACACGAAGGUCUCCAAUGAGGUGAUCAAAACGGUCUGCGCUCACUCACCCAAGAUGCGGAUCCUGGACAUCUCCAAAACGACGGACGUCCAGAACGACACCAUCUUGACCGUCGCGCGAAGUUUGAAGCGCCUCCGGAAGGUUAAGGUGUCCUCGUUGCAACACGUGGACAAUUUCUCCGUCCGGGAAUUCCUCAAACACUGCAGGGACCUCGUAGCAAUCGAUUUCUCCAGCUGCUGGAAAGUUAACAACUCCUUUUGCCACGUGAACGGGCUGGAAGUCGCGUCAGGGCCCAAGCUGACGGACGUGGGUGUCUACCAGUGCUCAGUCGACCGCAGGGCCUGCGAAGGGGCCCUCACCGAAGUCGGCUGCUCCUCCGUGCGCGUGCACAUAUACAACGAGCUGAAAAUAUUUGAGACAUCCAUUUACGCGGACGUGGACGCCCUGGAUCAGGGCGAAUGA